AUGGCGAGCGGCGCCGGGAGGAUCGCCACUGCUCGUCCGAUGGAGAUCGCUGCCGGUCCUGGAGCUCAUCCCUUGGGGAAGCGCGUCGGCCAGGAUGAUCACAUAGAGUCUGAUGAAGAGCUCCCUAAGAAGACAAAACGUUACUUUGCUAAUGCUGCAGAGACAUUUGAUGCUGAAUUUUAUGCUAAGGUCAAUGAUGAUAGAUACAUAAACGUUGACACUCUGAGUGCAAUGCUUGAAACUCACUGGGACAAGCCUCGUGUCUACAUAGGCUGUAUGAAAUCUGGGGAGGUCUUUUCUGAAGUGACCCAUAAGUGGUAUGAACCGGAUUGGUGGAAAUUUGGUGACGGCAAAUCAUACUUUCGACAUGCUUCUGGUGAAAUGUUUGUCGUAUCAAGGGCCGUGGCUCAGUUCAUUUCUAUAAACAGGUCUGUUCUCCGGACAUAUGCACAUGAUGAUGUUAGUGUUGGAUCGUGGAUGAUUGGGCUUGCUGUAAAGCAUGUAAAUGAAGCAAAGCUAUGUUGUUCAUCAUGGCCCUCAGGAGCCAUGUGUUCAGCUCUUUGAUGGGCAGUGCUUCCCUGAAGAAGGGUUUUGUGAAGAGUGUGUUACACUGAAUAGAUUUUCGUUUUCUCUUGCCAUUUCUUUUUUUCUAUGCCAUCAUUGAGCAAGCAGUGCCGGUUCAUAGUGAAUGUGGUAUCUUCAAUGCGAAGGAGAAGUAUUGUACCUUUUCCUCGUAUGCCGACACUACCUGCCGUAGUUUUUUUGUCA
Molecule: messenger RNA, 768 nt
Organism: Triticum dicoccoides
Lineage: Eukaryota; Viridiplantae; Streptophyta; Magnoliopsida; Poales; Poaceae
Product: hydroxyproline O-galactosyltransferase HPGT1-like
Exons: 7
Coding region: 1-564 (187 amino acids)
Cellular component (GO): Golgi membrane
Molecular function (GO): galactosyltransferase activity
Source: RefSeq, a predicted model, not a curated record